Messenger RNA from Neofelis nebulosa (Clouded leopard), 1371 nucleotides. RefSeq names its product olfactory receptor 4D1. Gene Ontology annotation, molecular function: G protein-coupled receptor activity; olfactory receptor activity. Bases 128 to 1063 code for a protein of 311 amino acids. Gene Ontology annotation, cellular component: membrane. The transcript has a single exon. NCBI's taxonomy places the organism in Eukaryota, Metazoa, Chordata, Mammalia, Carnivora, Felidae. Gene Ontology annotation, biological process: G protein-coupled receptor signaling pathway. The record is from RefSeq and is a predicted model, not a curated record.
ACUCCAUCUUGAAAUAUAUUCAACAGUGACUUUGAUCAACCAAUUCCUGACUCUCCAAAGGAAAACAAUGGAAUUUUCAUAAUUUUUGUUUUGCACGGUUUUCCCUUAGGCAUGUGGGGAAGAGCCCAUGGAAGCACAGAAUAUCACAAGGGUGUCAGAGUUUAUCCUCUUAGGAUUCUCACAGACCCAGGACCUUGAGAAAUUCCUGUUCCUGGUGUUCCUAUUUGUCUAUGUCACCACUGUUGUGGGAAACCUCCUUAUCAUGGUCACAGUGACUUUUGACUGCCGGCUCCACAUGCCCAUGUAUUUUCUGCUCCGAAACCUGGCUGUCAUAGACCUCUGUUAUUCCACUGUCACUUCUCCAAAGAUGCUGGUGGACUUCCUUCAUGAGGUCAAGACCAUCUCCUACCAGGGCUGCAUGACUCAGAUCUUCUUCUUUCACCUCUUGGGAGGUGGGACUGUCUUCUUUCUCUCAGUGAUGGCUUAUGACCGCUACAUAGCCAUCUCCCGGCCCCUCCACUAUGUCACCAUCAUGAACACUCAGCUCUGUGUGGGGCUAGUGGUGGCUGCUUGGUUAGGGGGAUUUGUUCACUCCAUUGUCCAGCUGGCUUUGAUGCUCUCCUUGCCUUUUUGUGGUCCCAAUGUUCUGGAUAACUUCUACUGUGACAUCCCACAAGUGCUGAGACUUGCCUGCACUGACACCUCCCUCCUGGAGUUCCUCAUGAUCUCCAACAGUGGAAUGCUGGUCCUCAUCUGGUUUCUUCUCCUUCUGAUUUCUUACACAGUCAUCCUGGUGAUGUUGAGGUCCCAUUCAGAGCAGGCGAGGAAGAAGGCAGCUUCUACCUGCACCACCCACAUCGUUGUGGUGUCUAUGAUCUUCAUUCCCUGUAUCUAUAUCUAUGCCCGGCCCUUCACCCCCUUCCCCAUGGACAAGGCUGUGUCCAUCAGCUACACAGUCAUGACUCCCAUGCUCAAUCCCAUGAUCUAUACUCUGAGGAACCAGGAGAUGCAAGCAGCCAUGAAGAGAUUAGGCAAGCGUCUAGUAAUAUGUAACAGGGAGUGAACUUAAAAUAUCUUGACUCAGGAGUGUCUGGGUGGCUCAGUUGGUUGAGUGUCCAACUUUCAGUUUUGGCUCAGGUCAUGAUCCCAGGGUGGUGGGCCUCUGCCCCUCCUCCCCUCAAAUAAAAAAAUUAAAAAAUUUAAAUAUCUUCACUUUAAAAUGACAAGUCUUCCCUCUGAACUUCUGUUUUCCCAUGUGAAAAGUGGAGGAAAGUCUUUAUAGAGUAUGACAUUUGAGAUGAAAUCAAUAUUUCUAUGGACCCACGCCUGUGUCAGGUUACUGUAUUGGGCACUUUCUCACUUCUAUCUCAU